CGGAAACGUGGCAGCGAACAGAGCGCUGUUGGCACUUCUCAUGAGUGUGACGAGUAUUCCCCGGCUAUCUCGCCGUAUGGAUCGAUCGAGUAAUACGAGAGGUUUUGUGUGCUAAGCAAGCGAGGACAAUAAUUACCGUCGUCCAACACUUUCGACACAAAAAUGAAGUGGCACAUUUGGAUCGCAGCGUUAGCUGCAUUAUGUAUGACCGUAUGUGCGGAAGAAGAGGAAGAAGCUGCUAGGCUGUUAGUUUCCAAACAGAUACUCAACAAAUACCUAGUAGAAAAUAUGGAUAUAGUUAUUAAGUAUACUAUUUAUAAUACUGGCAAUGUUGCCGCAUUGGAAGUUGAGAUUACUGAUAACUCAUUCCAUCCGGAUCAUUUUACUCACAUGAGCGGUGAACUGAACGCCCGGAUUGACCGUGUACCUCCUUACACUAAUGUAAGCCACACGGUGGUUGUUAGGCCGCGCAAAUUUGGCUAUUUCAAUUUUUCCUCGGCUGAAGUUUUGUACCGUCGCAAAGAGGAUGCUCCCAGAUUACAAGUAGCUGUAAGCAGUGAGCCUGGUGAAGGACUCAUUGUGGCGUACAGGGAUUAUGAUAAGCAGUUUUCAUCUCAUGUGGUCGAUUGGGUUGCCUUUGCUGUCAUGACUCUACCCUCCCUGCUCAUUCCAUUUGCUCUGUGGUACUCGAGUAAACGCAAAUAUGAAAAAUUGCUGAAAAACACAAAAAAACACUGAUCAUAUAUUUUAAGCCUUUUUUCAAAACUUUCUAGAUCACUUUACAAAUUUUCCUAUGUCAUUGUAAGAGAAACACGACUGUUCAACUACAUACAUAUACUUUUGUAAUAAACGUUACUAUUUAUGAAAAUUA
Molecule: messenger RNA, 871 nt
Organism: Linepithema humile (Argentine ant)
Lineage: Eukaryota; Metazoa; Arthropoda; Insecta; Hymenoptera; Formicidae
Gene: SsRbeta
Product: signal sequence receptor beta
Cellular component (GO): membrane; endoplasmic reticulum
Source: RefSeq, a predicted model, not a curated record